Symbiodinium pilosum is the source of this 1601-nucleotide messenger RNA. The record is from the annotation of a GenBank genome assembly. Lineage: Eukaryota; Dinophyceae; Suessiales; Symbiodiniaceae.
AUGGUCACCACCAACUUUGGCAACGGACCGAUCAAUCAGGCAUCUGGGCACAUCACAAGUUCCUGCUACCGAAAGCGGCCCACCACGACAACGACCACCAGCACGAGUGGCACAACGGGAGCAUCUUCUAGCUCGACCUCAUCUGCAGCCUCCCCGACGACCUCGACAUCCACCGCUGCUCGAGGAGCUGUCUCCAGCAGCUACACCGAGACCACUGAUGCAUACUGCUCCAAUGCCAUGGACAACGGGCCUUCCAUCAUGUCCCGCCAUGUGGAUGUAACGGCGCCACAGGUGACUCGUCGCUGUUUGGGAAGAUACGGCAGCACUGGUGAUCCGAUGCUGGCCGUGCGCAUCGUGCUCAUUGUGGUGGGUUUGCUUGCAGCAUAUUGCCUCUCGGCCCUGACACGGGCCAAGACCGUCCCGCUCUCCAGCGAGGAGGGCCAGGCGAUUGAAUCUUCCAUCAAGGAGUCUCUUCCUGGAUACUGGGGCACCCCGGCAGUGUCCGGCAGUUACACCGUUGCACUUUUGGCGCGGCAUAUCCAAGGCCAUGCCAACGAAAGCACGGACUUCAAUGCCAUGCUGUACAGUGGUGAGGACCAGGUGGAGCACUUCACCGAGCUCCUGAACCACACCUAUCGUGCACGUGUCACGCAAGACAGGCCUUGCCCAAAGGCAUCCUGCUCGAAGACACCUGGUGGUUGCCCCUGCGUUCAGCCGGACGGCGACCCAGGUCUCCCUGCGAGUUACGUGGUUCGUCGCGUCAUCCGCGUGGAGGACUCAAGGAUGUGGAAGCGCUUCAUGAGAAAGCGGGACCAGAUUCGACGAAGUAGAUCCACUGGAUCGAGCACCAUCGAGAAGGUGGAGCCUGAGGUCUGUACUUCAGGACUCAUCAAGGAGCAGCCGGGAACCUUUGCGCCCGUGGAUGAGGGCGUGAAUGAGUUCUAUCUAUGGCAUGGUACUCACGUACGGGCAGCCCUGUCCAUCGCGCACGAAGACUUCCGCAUUGACAUGGCUGGCUCAAAUGCUGGCACCAUGUACGGCAGAGGCUGCUACCUUGCAGAGAAUUGCACCAAGGCAGAUGAGUAUGCCAGAGAUGAGCCACAUGGCUACUAUGAGGGCGUCUACGCUCUUCUGCUUUGCCGUGUUUGCAUGGGAAAGUUCCUCUACACCACGGAGCGCUACGAAGGAGCAGGUGACAGGGUCAAGUCGGGGGAGUUUGACAGCACCAUCGGCGACAGGACCAAGAAAGCCAACACCUUUCGAGAGUUUGUCGUCUACAAUGCUGAUCAGGUCUACCCUGAGUAUGUCGUCCUCUACUCUCGGCGUCCACGGGCUGUGGCUUUGGAGACCUUCAAGUUCGAGCUGGGAGGCGAGCUUCAUGCGGAGCUUCCCGUUUACUGGCAGCACUGCCACGUGAACCCCGGCAUCAAUGCCUUCGAGGCUCAGUACUCCGUUCGUGCGACCUCCCGCGUCCUGCUGCAGCAGCUGGCGCAGGGGUGCUACCCAGGUGGCACGGGCAGUGGCAGCUUCAUCAAGGUCAUCUCUGCCCGACGUAUUGAGAUGUCCAGCAUGUGGAAUCGCUACGUGCAGUUCAAGCGCAG